GUUCCUGGAGCUUGUUGAAGCAUUUCAGCGCGCUGGAUUCAUUUCUGUUAACUGUGGGAUGUUCGGUGAGCGAUUGGAGACGACAUGGAUCUAAAAUCCGAGCUGCUCAAGUCCAUCUGGUACGCGUUCACCUCGCUGGAGGCUGAGCGCAGCGGCAAAGUGUCCAAGUCCCAGCUGAAGGUGCUGUCUCACAAUUUAUACACAGCUCUGAACAUCCCUCAUGACCCUGUUGCUUUAGAGGAGCAUUUCAAGGAUAAUGACAAUGGACCUGUCUCUGAUCAUGGCUAUAUGCCUUACCUUAACAAAUACAUUCUGGCAAAGGCUACUGAGGGGACAUUUGACAAAGAGACAUUUGAUGAGCUUUGCUGGAUGAUGACUGCUAAGAAGAACUUCAAGCCCAGUGUUCUUCAUGGGGUGUGUUCCCAAAGAGACUGCUUCAAGCUCUUCUGUCUGUUUAACCUGCUUUCUGAGGACCGUUAUCCUCUUGUCAUCAUCCAGCCUGAGCUGGAUUACCUACUGAAGAAGAUCUCCACUGCAAUGAGCCAGGAGUGGGAUGGGAAGGCACUGGAGGAUCUGUUAUCCCAAGAUCCUUUAUUGCAAGAUGGCCUAUCUGUGUGGAUGUUUUUGGAGCAUAUGAGUGCAGGGCACCUUAUGAGGGUUGACAGUACGGAGGCCUUUAGCCUGGCACUGGAUGACAUCUUUAUGGAGAUUUACCACAAUGUACUGAAGAAGGGUUACAUGCUGAAAAAGGGGCAGGUACGUAGAAAUUGGCAUGAGCGCUGGUUUGUGCUUAAGCCAGGCAGCUUGGCCUACUACAUUAGUGAGGACCAGAAAGAGAAAAAGGGAGAGGUCCAGCUGGAUGGAAGCUGUGUGGUAGAGACCAUGCCUGAUAAAGAAGGAAGACGCUGUUUGUUUUGUGUGAAGACUCCUGGCAGGACAUAUGAGAUGAGUGCUCCCGAUCAGAAACAGAGAGUGGAGUGGAUUCAAGCUAUCCAGACAGCACUCCGGCUGAAGACAGAAGGAAAAAGCUCGAUGCAUUAUGAACUAAAGCUGCGCAGACGAGAGCUACGGGAAAACAGUCAGAAAAAUGAGAGCCAGAGCUGCCAAAGUGGUCAGAGAAGCUUGAGCCAGGGCAGCCAAAAUGGUCAGAGAAGCCUGAGCCAGGGCAGCCAGAGUGAACAUGGUACUGAAGUCGAGGAGCACAGCUCUGUGAUUCAACAUGAAGAACCAGACAGUGAGGAACCACAGGAGGAAAUCAUAGACAUCAUUCAGCAACACCUGGAAUUGGAGGUACAGCGCAAAAAGGAUGAUGCAUGGGAGAAAGAGAAGCAGAAGGAGAGGCAGCAGGAGCUGGAAAGACAGCUGGAGGAAGCAAACAAGGCCAGAGAGAACAUGGUGGCUGCACUGGCUAAAAUGGAAAGGUUGGUGCAAGAGCAAAAGAAGAGGUUACAAGAGCUAGAACUUACACAGCAAAAACUGGAGGAGGCACUCAACACACAGAUCCAGGCCCGCUUAGAGGAGGAGAAGGUUCGACAAGAGCUUGAAAGUGUACUGGAGGAAGAAAGAAGGAAACUGUCUGAGUUGAUGUUUCAUCAGAGACAAUUAAAGACUCCUGAUAUUGCAGAAACAGCGCAGCCGAAAACCCAUCAGCCGCAAAAAGACGAGGAUAACAUGCAUCCCCCUGAAUCCUCUAGCUCCCAACUACCACCGUGGUCCUCCCACGUUCUUACAGAACCAGCGGAGAUACAUGAGUACAAUGUGGAGAAAGUAUCUGAGAAUCUUUCUAGAGGCCCACAUAUGAGACAAUGGAACGUCCAGCUCAACCGCCUUAUGAAGCCGAUCACACCAGCAGACAAGAUGGAGCGUCUGACAGUGAGGUCCAACUAUCACAAACAUGGCGAGGCUCUCACCAGCACGGAGUUCAUUCUGAAGUACCAAUCAACUGUCACUGAAACAGAAUCCACCAACAGCCAGUUACGAAAGGGAGAAGAGGAUGUGGGCACACAUGAACCAAUCAGUGCAUCUCAGGUUGAGGAACUGCAAACAAACAGAAAACAGAUUGAGCAGGGCAAAGAUUUUGCCUAGAGAAUCACUGACACAAGCUCACCAAGUAAAAUAUCUGUGAGAUUUGUUAUAAGUAGGAGUCUAACCAUCUGUCAUAAGUGGAGUUAAAUGUAUAGAAAUUGUAGUUAUAGGUACACAACAAUAUACAGUAGUGUUUGCAGAAAUUUUGGUCAUCCAAAGUACAGUGUGUGUGUGUGGGGGGGUGGGGGGUUGAGCAUGGUGUUGCGGUUGACAAAUGCAAACACUCAUUUAUUUACAGGCAUUUCUCUAAAUUCAGACAAUGCAAAUUUUUAGUCUUUGUAGUUGUUAGUCUAAAGUUUUCUUUGUUGUCAAAUCGGGCAGUGGCACUGCCUUAUUGGAAGCUGAUAACCUAUAAGAUAAUUCUAGGAUUGUGUAUGCAACAAUAUAAUUUGCAGAUAAAUAAUGAUGAAAGCACUAAAUUAUGACCCCUGGUUUGCCUAACCUUUUUUUAUUAUUAUUUCUUUUUUUUACUUACUGUAUGUACUUGUUAUUACACCAGUAUAAUCUGAUGCAUGUCAUACACCACAUAUUUCCUGUUUUAUGGUUUAUUAUCUACAUCAGCAUUUUUAACUGCUUGAGUUGUACAGAACAAAUUGAAUUUAGUUCUGUGUGUUUUUCUCCCCUGGGUGAAAUAUAUGAUAAAAUAUAAAAUAUUAUAACACACAAUGCCUGGCCAAAAACAGUAAAAAAGAAGUCGUACUACACGAUUUCAUUCAGCUUUUUCAGCUUUAAUAACGGCAUGUAAUAUAUUGACCAGGUUUUAAUAAUUUUUUCAUAACAGUACAUUUAUACCCAUCUUCUUAGUGGUAUGAUGAUGUCCAAUACUGUGACUCUUCUAAAGCAGCAGCAUUUUUUUUCUAGGCGGUACGGCGUAUCUUAAUUUGUAUUAGUUUAUGAUAAAAUGAUUGAAUUCCA
Molecule: messenger RNA, 3000 nt
Organism: Clarias gariepinus (North African catfish)
Lineage: Eukaryota; Metazoa; Chordata; Actinopteri; Siluriformes; Clariidae
Gene: def6c
Product: DEF6 guanine nucleotide exchange factor c
Exons: 12
Coding region: 85-2085 (666 amino acids)
Cellular component (GO): cytoplasm; nucleus
Source: RefSeq, a predicted model, not a curated record